CCGGAAUAAGCUUGUCGAUGGGAAAUAUUUGUACAAAAUCAAAAUAUUUGAACAAACUCACGAUUAUGAUAUAAACAUUCUAGAAUCCAAUACGUUCCACACUCGGAUACUACAGGCAUCUAUUAAAUACGACAAGCAAACAAGAGGCGUCAUGGUGUUCCAUUUUCUACUUCACUCUAAUCAUCGUGUCAUAUGAUGUAGCGGCGCAAUCGGUGUGUCAUUAGUAACAGUGUACGUCAUAUGUUCCAAUCACCAGUAGGUGACUGUUCCGAUUGGUCCAGCCCGCCAAUAAUAUUGAUCCUCUUGAUCGAUUAACAAUGCACCCAUUCUGUUGUGUUUUGCGAUUUGAAUCGCUUCAAUCUCCCUACGCCUGAAAGGACGCUACACGACCGAAAUGCUAAAAAUACUACACUCCCACCUGACAUUCACCAUUAAUGAUCGUAUAUUAGCGGAUGGGUGAUAAUUGUUCGCACAGGUUAGCGACAACUAUGGUUGUAGUGGACGUGAUAAAGUCGCACGGCGAAUCUUGGUGAGUUUAGUUAAUAUCGAGACUUCUGCACGACCAGUGCGUACGUGUGUCGUCCAAAAGUGUUUUGGGAAGCUAUAAAUCAAUCUAAAAGCAACGUUCUAUACAACAAAUAUUCUACUGAAGAUGUCUGAAACGCAAUUCGUGUGUGAUCUGUGCGGUCAGCGGUACUCCACCUUCGAGAUCCUGAUGACACACAACCGUCUGAAGCACUACCAUACGAUCAAGUUCGGUUGCGGCUACUGUAACGAGACGUUCCGCCAGGAGGAUGAUCUGUACUGUCACUUCGUCCUGACGCAUCGUGUCGAUCCGUACGCCAAGUCACGCUGCAAUAGUGCCGGAUCGGAUGAAUCCGAGGUGUACGGAAGCCCGGAGGACACACUUAUCCGUCAGGCGGAGGAAACCUGUGGCCAGAUGCGACUGAUCAGCGAAAGUGACGAUGGAUCGGAAUCGAUCGGCAGCAGCACGGGGGAGGACUCCGAUGAAGAUAGCAGCGAUCUGGAGCUAAACUACAACGAGCUGUACAUGAGACGGAAACGGAGCGCCAUGACGCAGGAAGAGAUAUCGGAGCUGACGGAUGUGUUUAAGAAGUCGGUCCAGUCGACCUACACCACGAAGCUACGAUUAUAGCAAAGGGGGGACAGCGCCGAGAGUUUGUAAAUAUCUGGCACACUAAUUUCUCGGUGAAGGACAGCUGUAGACAUUGAAGUCAUCCCUGUUUGAGGGAUGAUCAGACACGUCAUCCAUGUCAGUCAUGCGAUGCAAUUAGCUUAUCGCUAAUGUUCUUUUUUUUCCUCUAUAUCAGUGGAGAAAAAAACUAUCAUAAUUCGUCGAUCGAGGAUCGCGAAGAUCGCGCUUUCUGGCAUCUGGAGAGCGUCGACGAUAUUAUACUUUUAGCACUUUAGGAAUGAAGACAAAUCACGUCCGCCCGUUUAAAGCAGGCAUCCCACCUCUUAUUUGUCACAGAUGCACUCGAACCGGUUGAGCAAACAGAGCAGAGGGACCACCACUGCUAAUGGUGGUGUGAAAUAAUUUUUCGCAAAUAUUAUGAUUGUCAUUUGUGGGUUUUUGAUGUUUGCGCCAGUUUUUUUUCUCUCUCUUGCGAGAUCCCGAUGAAAUGGCGCAACCAUCACGAGAAGGCAUUGUUAGGUGCAAUUUAUCGCAUUUCCGACGUUGUUACCGUGCGGGAACUUACACCGCGGGAAUGUGUUUCCUACCCGAAACGGCCCGCCGGAAACUGUAUCUCCACACUCGGGGAGAAGAAAAACUCAAGUCACGGUUUGAAAAAGGGCGUGCGGUAAUUGCAAAGGUGACGAAAAGGAAUGCUUGAGAGUUUGUGGAAUCGAUCAACUAGACAGGGUGCGUUGGGAGUGUGUGAUGGUUCAGCGUUAAUGGUGAUGUUUUAUUUGGGAGGAAAAUAUUUGUAAAAAAAAAACCGUGGCAUUAAGUGUAGUGAGAUAAGAAAUAUGAAAACUGGACAAAUAAAUGAACUUUAAAGUCAACGUGA
Messenger RNA from Anopheles funestus (African malaria mosquito), 2033 nucleotides. RefSeq lists its product as uncharacterized. The coding region runs from base 653 to 1156 and encodes 167 amino acids. NCBI's taxonomy places the organism in Eukaryota, Metazoa, Arthropoda, Insecta, Diptera, Culicidae. The record is from RefSeq and is a predicted model, not a curated record. The transcript has 2 exons.